Rhopilema esculentum is the source of this 5088-nucleotide messenger RNA. The record is from RefSeq and is a predicted model, not a curated record. NCBI's taxonomy places the organism in Eukaryota, Metazoa, Cnidaria, Scyphozoa, Rhizostomeae, Rhizostomatidae.
UGAUAUUAACGUCGUGGCAUCAAGGAUAAUGGUGAAAAACUACCAUGAAAGUUGCUAAUUUGUCUAGAGCCCCCUCAUCCUAAAAUAUGUUCCGGCGUCCCUGCAUUUGAAUAUCCAAGUCCUCACAAGGUAAAGAAUAGUGUAUGAUCUGGUAUGACGUAAGCCCUCUCUCUUCAGCUGUUUAAAAUUCAACUUUGGACGCGGGACUUAUAAUGUCUGUCUCUUUUGGCCAGGCUACAUACAUACAACAUACAUCAAAAGUCAGAUUGAGUAAAAGAAACUGUAGAUGAAAUUCCAAAUUAAAUCGAGUCUAAAGUAUUAUUUAUUUUUGAUAACCCUUUUUUUAUAAUGCUCAUAAUUCUCAAUGCUUUUUACUUUAAUUGGUAGUCUGUUACAUAUUACGCCUGCUCUGCGUUUGAAUGAGCUUCGUCCAAAUGCUGUUUUAGGUCUGUUCAAGACAACUUUUACAUUAUCCCUGAGAUUCAUUGAUCCUGAUUUUGAGUGUUCUAUCAAGUCCAUCAUGGUCUCUUGGCCUUUCUCGUAAUGCAAUUUGUGUGAUAUGCAUGCAACUCUUCGCUUGUACAUGUAUUCAACAGAUUUCCAGUUCACUGUUUCCAGUAUUUUAAGAUCAUGCAAUGAUUUUGGUAGUUUAUCGACUAUUUUGGCUGCCCUUUUGUGGAUUCCACCCAGCAAGUCCCUGAUCCCCGGACUGCAAUGCCAUAUGUAGCAGCAGGCAGUAUGCUUUGAAAGUAGAUCUUCUCUAGAACUUGAGGUGACAGUGCUUGAAACUUCUUCAGCUGUUUUAUCUUCUUGUUCAUAUUAGCUGUUUUGAUUAAGCUACAACUUCAUUUUGAUUCAGGCUCAAUGUAUUAUGACAAAUAACAGAGCACAGCUGGGGGUUGUGAUAAUCUGCUUUGUGAUAUGCAAAAGCUAGCACGUAAGGGGAAAAUAGGUCAUCUUUAGUGCCAUAUCCGCGCUUGUUUUUGACUCAACUUCUUGCUGCAUUUUCGUUGAUAGAUUGAUUUUGACUUGAUAAUUCAAAAACAAAGCCUCACGGGGUCCUUGCAGGGUCCUUGUGUUGCCUUUGGAGACUAAUUUAUCCAUUUUCCAUCAAAGCUGAAUGAUUUAUGGGUCAACUGUCCUUGUUGCCCUUUUAUAGGAGGAGCAAGGGGGCUGAAGUGCCCUAUUCAUAGAAGUACUUUUGAUGCCGGCCUUUUGCCCCUUUGCCCCCUGGUCGUUCCGUCGUCCUUGUUUACAGUAGAUAUAUACUAGCUAUAUUAAGAUUCUUGUUUUAUAAUUAUCCAAAUUUGAAUCUCAAGGCAGUUGAAAUGUAUAAGCAAUAAUGAAACUGUGACUCCACUCCCCCCCCCCCCCCAUAAAAGAAAAAGCCACCAGUAAAAAUUUUUGAUGCAAAAAAGGCCCUGUGGAUUUUAGAGGAUAUUUGAUAUUUACGGUAUUCGAUGUUUUCCUCUCUUUGGCAACACUCGAAAAAAGCCACUUUUCGAAAGUAUGAUUCAACAAAAGGAUUCACAGAGAUCAGAGUGGAUUGAAUUUGAUUCAUUUUUAAAUUCUGUUACCAACACUAGAUUCUCGUAAUCGUGUUACUUUGUUUCUGACUAUUACCGAUUAUUAUGAUUUGCUUCGUGUUGCGCAUUUCCAUGAACAGCGCAAUGAGGUCAUUGGAACAGCGUGACGCUGCAUGGGCGCUUUUUUCUUUCGGUUCCCUGUACUUUGUAGUCCUUGGCAACAUUGAAAUAUAUCAGUUCAGUCCUCAAGAUGGCUGCUCACGGUGAAGUCCAUGGCCAAGCAACUGCUGGCGAAAUGGAGGAAGAAGUUCAAAAAUCUCACGAGAAAAUAACCGUCAGGGUUGCUAAUGUGAAAAAUCUUCAAGGUCUGAAAGGCAGCACCCUUACAUCUUUUGUCCGAGUCGAGUUCGGUUCACAAGUCAUCGGCGAGUCCCCGAAGUGUGAGAACGACAGCUCGAACGGGAUCACAGUUUUCGAUUACGAAUGCACGCUUAACGCCAACGUUAAUGACCCAAUGUUUCUUGACGAGUUAGUACAAACACCUUUUGUUAUUUCAGUCGUUGAAGUUUUACCGAAAGAAAAAAAAGCACGCGAAGAAAAGACAAAUGUUGUGGGACAAACUUGUCUUGAUCCUUUACCGCUUUUGCAAGGUGAAGCAGUCAUUUCUCGUGUUCUUCAAUUGUUUUCAGGCGCAGCCACACAAGAUUCUACAGUAUCACAGGAGCUUAAUUUGCCAGAAAUGGAAGUCUCUUUAGCAGUCGAGGAGCCUCUCUUUUCUCAUGAACAACUGAAAGCAUGCAAUUUGUUGAGAAUGGGAAUUGACAAUUUAUAUUCGUUGCCAGAAUCGUGGAGUCAAAGCACAGGGACUCAGUUUAUGUAUUUCGUUGCACUGCCAAUGCCAGUGUCGGCAAACAAGGAAGUUACUGUUUUCAUUCCGAAUGGAACUUUUCAUGCACCAGGGGAACUGGAAAAUAGUAACUUCAGGAAAUGGUGUUCUGCACCAACAGCCUCUGGUUCCUGCUUGUAUAUGUCUGACAGACCAGUUACUUCAAAUCCUUAUGAAAAUGAUGAUGGAGAUUUGCAAGGAAAGGAUGAUAUAGUGUUCCGAAAAGAGGCAGAAAGCGAGAAGGCAUGUGUUACUUGGAAUAUUGAAAGGCGUUGCUUUUUCACAAAGACAGCAUGUGAAAGCUUGAUGAAGAAAAUUGCCCAGAACAGAAUCUGGCCUUUAGAAGUUUUUAGAACAACUUUAUCUCAAGGAUCAAAGACCAACAAGAAAGGAGAGGAGGAAAAUAUUCUUUCAUUUCAUGGGGUAGUCUAUGUUGAUAUGGCACCUUUACUUUAUCCUGGUAUGAAAAGAAUUCGCGGUGCCUUUCUUGUCAAGCCAUAUUCUGAAACAGAUAUUAAUGCAAAGACUGGAAGGAAAAGUAUAGUGACAGAAGAGGCAGCAAAACUAAUUUUGCUGGCUAGAACCAGUAGCUCAGGGCUUCCACCUAAAGCACCAGCAACUAAAGCCAAAAAGCAAGAAGAGAAGCCAAAACCAUCAGCUGCUGUAUUGAAGCCACCUGAUCAGACUUUGGACUCUGAACAUGCUGAGAUGAAGAAAAGUGAGGGGCAGCAAUUUGUUGAUGCACACUCAUACAUGGUUCUUGAUUUUGAGUUGGAUUCAUCUCUUGUACCAAGAAGAGAACCUGAUGCAUUGGCUAAAAAGGUUUUAGAAUUGGUUCCUCCUAGGCCUUUAUUUUCUAAAAAGGAAGGUGGGGCAAAGAAAGCAAUUGAAAAUUUUCAAAAUCACAUUGGUGUUACAGCUAACAUGCUUCUGGACGACUAUCAGAAAAUGUUCUCAGAAGAUUUUGAUACUGAACAAGAAAAUGGAGCAGACAAAAGGCGGAGAGCAUUUCUGUAUCACCUAAAUUCAUCUGGAAAAUACUUUGCGAUGAAAGAGCAACUGAAAUACUAUGUUGUGAAAAUUGUAAGAGAAAAAUUUAUGAACACUUCACAGUUCAAAACAAAAACAGAACUGCAGGAAUUCAUCUCUCAGUUAUAUGAAUUCCUUCUUAGUCAUAUGCACCAAGGGCUGAGUGACUUUUUGUCAACAGAGGAAUCAGUUGAGAUUCCACCUCCAAUCAGAGAUUCUGAAAUGAUGAAGUUCUUUGCAAGGGAGGCUGAAAUACUGUUUGAUUAUCCCCAUGCUGCUAAGUACUACCAGGAACGAAUCUCACUCAACAAGAACGACCCUGAAUGCUGGCUUGAUUAUGGCUGCUUCUGCCUCUUCAUUGAUGACACAAAAAAGGCACAAGAGUGUUUUAAGGAAGUUGUUUCCAUUGAUCAAAAACAUUUCAUUGGCUUGGUUUUGAAUGGAUGCAUGGCUCUAUUUACAGAUGAUUUCACUGCAGCAGAAGUCUUCUUUGAAUCAGCCGCAUAUUCUCAUCCUGAUAACGAAAUUGGAUGGACUUUGUUGGGACUGUUCUAUUCUGGUGUGCAUAAUGACAUUAUGGCCGAGAGAGCAUUUAAUGAAGCUUGCAGGCUAAAUGAUCCAAAUUUGUCUGCAAAGAAGUCAUAUAUCGACAUAAACAAUGGAGAAAAUGAAAAGCUAACAACUUCAAAAGAAGGUUUGGCAGCUGCUGAGCACCCAGGUCAUUCAGAGUGCAAUUAUGAGCCUUCAGUUACUCAAGAAACACCAAGGCAGUCAGAAGUGGCACCAAAAUUUGUCAACACCAUGAGCCCCUUUUUGCAAGCUGCUCGAUUCUUGAUUGACCACAGAGUUCUCAAUCUUGCAGAAAGAGCAUUAUCUCAUGAAUUAGUAGCACCAGGUCAUGGGGAGUCUGCAUCAUAUUUCCAGCUUCUCGCAGAGACACAGGUUAUGAAAAAAUCUCAUAGUGAAGCCAAGUCAAGCAUUGAUGAAUGCUUGAAAUUGCACCAUCAAAAUCCAGAUGCAUGGGCCUUGUUAGGCCAUUUACACUUCUUGACUGGAGACCAAAAUGAAGCAAAAAUAGCAUAUGAGCGGACCCUUUCUUACUGCAGUGAUGCAAAAGAUAAACAUUCUUUGUUGCUGCGUUUGGCAUCCAUUUAUCUUAAUGAGAAAGAAUAUUCCAAAGCAAAACAGACUUACCUAGAGGCCUGCAGCAAAAAAGCUACAUGCAUGACCUGGUUAGGUGCUGGUAUUGCAUCAUACAGGCUAGGAGAAUUGAAGGAAGCAGAGCAUGCAUUGAAUGAAGCAAAUAUUCUUGACAACCACAAUACAGUGGUAUGGGCUUAUCUAACUCUGGUUUGCCUGAAACAGAAGCGACAUCUAGAGGCAGAGCAGUGUUACCAGUAUGCAGUGAAAACAGGACCUUCAGAGUCAACUUUAAUGGAAGAAAUUAAGAAUACAAUGAAGGAGACUGGGUUUGAUAUUUCAUUGAUCAUGUGACUGUAUUGUUGUUGGGCGGAGUUAUAAAACACGAGGUACAGGAUGCUUGCCUAGAAGGUCGGGACUCAGAAGUUGAUGUUGUGCCAUGCGAUGGUAAUAACCCGAAUCAAAAAUGGGAUUUCAACAGUUAUCCUUUCGACGAAAAACGAAAAG